This is a messenger RNA of Penicillium bovifimosum, 1464 nucleotides long. Its product is annotated as CMGC/SRPK protein kinase. Gene Ontology annotation, molecular function: protein kinase activity; ATP binding. The transcript has 2 exons. The coding region runs from base 1 to 1464 and encodes 487 amino acids. NCBI's taxonomy places the organism in Eukaryota, Fungi, Ascomycota, Eurotiomycetes, Eurotiales, Aspergillaceae. The record is from RefSeq and is a predicted model, not a curated record. Gene Ontology annotation, biological process: protein phosphorylation; spliceosomal complex assembly; regulation of mRNA processing.
AUGUCCACUUACACCUCGAAAGCAGAUGAAAUGAGCCACGAUACAAACAGAUCCAGUGGAUCUGGACCGUCGACCACGGGACCUGGUAAGACCCAGUACAGCUUUAUCGAGUUCAUCGAAGAUUUGGACAACUACUGUCCUGGGGGGUAUCACCCUUUAACAAUUGGGGACGCCCUGAAUGGCGGCCGGUAUCAACUAGUUGACAAGCUUGGAUACGGAGGAUACUCGACUAUAUGGCUAGCCCGUGAUCUACGAAUGGAUAGAUACGUGGCAUUGAAGGCGAUUACCGCCGAUGCCAGUUCUUCUACACCUGAGGCUAGUCUUAUGCAUUAUCUUGGGAACUCACCGUCGACACCGGGCCGGGGAAUUAUUCCACCCCUUCUCGACGAAUUCUGGGUCACUGGCUCUAAUGGGAAGCACAAGUGCAUCGUCACUCCACCCGCACAGAUGAGUUUGUCCGAUGCUAAAGAGGCUUCGACUUGCUGUCUUUUCCCGCCGAAAGUUGCGCAGUCAAUUAUCGCUCAGCUCAUUCGUGGGGUGGCCUUCCUACAUAGUAACGAUAUUGUACACGGCGCUGACCUCGACUUCUUCCAAGACCUUCAUCUAGGUAACAUUCUAGUCCAGUUUCCCGAAUCCAUCGAUCGUUAUUCCACGUCGGAACUAUACGAGAAAUUUGGAGAGCCUGAGUCAGAGGCCGUUGUUCGUCUCGAUGGGAUGCCGUUACCAAAUGGAAUACCUGAACAUGUCUUUAUUCCAGGCUGGUUUGGCGUUCGCGGCAAUGAGAUUACUCUUGGAAAGGACAGAAUCUUCCUUAGCGACUUGGGGGAAUCUUUCAACCCUUAUAAAACGCCUAGGUCUUUUUCGAGGACUCUUCCUCUCCUCCAGCCACCCGAGGCUCGAUUCUCUGAUGAGCCUCUCUCCUUUCCCUCGGACAUUUGGACACUCGCCUGCACUAUUUUCGAGAUUUUCGGCCAGCGACCUUUGUUUGACGCUUUCUGGGCAACCGCUGAUCGUGUCACCGCGGAACAUGUCGAACUUCUCGGCAUGUUGCCCACUGAGUGGUGGAAGAAUUGGGAUAAAAGGUCUGAAUGGUUUAACGAAGAGGGAGAAGUCGGUGGGGCAGCUAGGAGUCAUGAUACCGUGCGCAAGACCUGGAAUAUGAGGUUUGGCUACAGCAUACAGAAGCCUCGAGCCGAGGCGGGCAUGGAGGUCGUGACGGAGAGCGAGAGCAGGGAAUUUGAGGCGAUGAUUCGCUCGAUGUUGACCUUCCGGCCCGGGGAUAGAGCCACUGCACAACAGGUAUUGCACUCGGAAUGGAUGAAAGGCUGGGGUCAACCAGCUCUUGAAGAGAGUGAGAGUAUACUUCAUACGGCCGCCAAGGCAGCCCCAGCAGCGGAGGCCCCACUCGAUGAAGAUGCCUGUUCAGGGCGGGCCGGGCCGGAAGCAAAGUCGGGGUCAACUUAG